AUGGAAGCCGUCGAUAAUUCACGCCAUGAUCAAGAUCACCGCGCCGCUGCAGCGUUCAGUGUCGAGCUGGAGGUAGAGCACGUCGGAGAGCGCAAGAAUGGCGCCGCCCCCGCCCGUACCGUCCUCGAGCAAGAAGAACCCGAGACAAGAACAGAAGGCCGGCGGCGACCUGGUCGCGCGCGGCGCCUCGCCCGGAGGCUCCACCCGGCGACCGUCGCGCGCGCGUGCUGGCGCUGGUUGAAGCACCCGGCGCACCUCGCCCUGGUCGCGUGGGCGCUCUGCGUGGCGGCGUCCGGCUCCAUGCUAGGGCUCCUCCUCCUGGGAUCCCUCAACGGCGCCUUCCCUCGGAGGUCGGUCCGCAACCGGUGGAUCGAGAUCAACAACCAAGUGCUCAACGCGCUGUUCACGCUCAUGAGCAUCUACCAGCACCCCGCGCUGUUCCACCACGCCGUCCUGCUGCUCCGGUGGCGCCCCGGGGACGCCAAGGUGCUCAGGGAGGCCUACUGCCGGAAGGGCGAUGGCGCGGGCGUCCGGCGCGGCGAGCGGGUUCACAUGUCCGUGGUGGUCGCGCUCCUGCACGCCGCAUGCUUCUCGCAGUACGCCAUGUGCGGGCUCUACUGGGGGUACUCGCGCAGGGCACGUCCGGAUGACGCCCUGACCUCGCUCACCGUGGUCGGCACCGCGACGCCGGCGAUCGCCGGCCUGUACAUGUACUUCAGCCCGCUAGGGAGGAACCGCGGGGGACGGAGCGUGCACCAAGAGCCCAACGAACGUUCAGCAGCCUCCUCCGACGACAACGGUGGGAUUGUCGCGGUUGAGGUGGCGGUCGGCGCGGAAUGGGCCGGCAGUCUUCUCGACGUUGGCGACGACCCGACGGCGUGCUGGCUCUCGUGCCUCUGCACGUUCUGCGUGUUCGGGUGGAACAUGGAGCGUCUGGGCUUUGGGAACGCGCACGUGCACACCGCCAUGUUCGCGCUGCUCUGCUUCGCGCCGCUGUGGGUGCUCAGCGCCGCCGCGCUCAGCAUCCGGGACGACGACGUCAGCUUCGCGGUUGGCGCGACGGGGGUGGUCCUCUGCGCGCUCGGCCUGCUCUACGGCGGGUUCUGGCGCGCGAGGAUGCGGCGGAGGUACGGGCUCCCUUCCACCAACGCGUGCUGCGCCGCCUCGCCAUCGCUCGCUGACUACGGGCAGUGGAUGUUCUGCUGGAGCUGCGCGCUGGCGCAGGAGGUGCGCACCGCCGACAUCCUCCUCGACGUCGAGGCCGGAAGCGUCAACCGCCCAGACUCCGAGGGCCGGCGAGUUGAUGCUGCUGAUGCGCAAACUCUGCAGCCUUUGCCGAGGGAGAGUGGAGUCAAGUCGUUUCAUCAGGGAGGGUCUUCCCAUCUUGCAAAGUCGGAGACAAUCGACACCCACUCUGUUCAGCUGGCGAGUUACUCGACGAGUCGAGGCGACGAGUCGCCAUUGCUGCUGCACGAUCAGGGGAGCAGUGCUUCUUCGGGAGAAAUGACGCCUCCUGUGCCGCCAUCGAUACCAGAAGGAGAACGUCGAUGA
Messenger RNA from Miscanthus lutarioriparius, 1551 nucleotides. The record is from the annotation of a GenBank genome assembly. Lineage: Eukaryota; Viridiplantae; Streptophyta; Magnoliopsida; Poales; Poaceae.